Molecule: messenger RNA, 528 nt
Organism: Penicillium soppii
Lineage: Eukaryota; Fungi; Ascomycota; Eurotiomycetes; Eurotiales; Aspergillaceae
Exons: 1
Coding region: 1-528 (175 amino acids)
Source: RefSeq, a predicted model, not a curated record
AUGGACAUGUUAUUGUCGGAUAUUUACUACAUCGCCGCAGUCUAUGAUACCAACUAUGGAUUCACCGCACAUUACUUCAAUAUCACCGACUCUUCCUCUCUAAAUACUACCUCUACGACAAGCUCGGCGCCAAGUGUAACUUCAUCCUCGGCGCCAAGUGCAACUUCAUCCUCGGCGCCAAGUGCAACUUCAUCCUCGGCGCCAAGUGAAACUUCAUCCUCGUCAGCGUCAGACGGAAGUACGGCAGCCACGAAAUCUUCGGAUUCCAGAUCUAGCUCCUCCACGCCCGUUGGAGCGAUCGCGGGUGGAGUGGUCGGUGGCGUGGUCGGCCUCAGCAUCAUUGCUGUUCUUGCCUUUAUGCUUUACAAGAAACAGAAGAAGACUCGGUCUCCUGGCUCUCCCAACCACGGUCAGGUGGACGGACCAGCGCCUAAGUAUCAGUAUCCAGCAGAGAUUGAGAUGCCUGGGGUCUACGUGUUGAAACCGGAGAUAGAUGGUGCUUCGCGUCCACAUGAGCUGCCUUCGUGA